GUCGACGUUAAUGCAUUCGCUUUCCAGCAACCAAUCAAAUUCCAAUCAAGUAAGGGAUUUGUCCCUCCCUCUCUGAAAUGUCUCGCUGUGGCCAUUUUACACUUGCUUGCCUGAAAAUAAAACACACCAUUUACCUGGGCUUCAACGUGAUAUUUACAGAACAAUUGUAGGUUACAUGAGAUACCGAAGAACGACUCACUAGGGGCAGAGUAAGUGGAUCAGCAUGGACUAUGAGAGGAGCAGGGGUGGGCGAGGUGAUCGCCUGGGUCGCUAUGGUGGCACUCACAAUGAUCACAAUUUCCGGGACAUGGACUAUCGUGGCUAUGGCCAAGAGGAUGAAGAGACAGGCACGGGAUUUGAUGUCAGAGUGGAGGGUGAUAGACAGUAUGGCAAUGAUGAGCAGUCACUGGGUAUCCAUGACUUCUCACCAGGUUGUCUGCAGGAGCAUCCGGGGUUUCAUCAGAGAGUAGAUGGUAGAGGAGAAGUAGGGCAUGAGGGGAAAGGGCUACUGUGGUCCCCUCACACCUCACAGCCUGAUCUAGCCCAUCCUAUACUCCAGCGAGAGGAGGAGGGAUCCAGGCAGGAAUUUGAGCAGUUACGGCCUGGCCUGCAGGAAAGGGGACGGGGGAAAGGGGGAACAGGCUUUCCAGAGAACAGUGGCCCACAUUCAGGAAGUAGGGAAAGCAGCUGGGCUCGUGGUGGUUCCCAUUCCGAGCAGAUGGAAUUCGGUACGGGCAGGCAGAGAGAGGAUGACAGGUUUUCUCGUCCUGGAGCAGGAAAGAGAAGGACAUUUCCAGUGAGAAUGGAGGAGCAUGCUGGCCCAGACCUGUCCCACAAAGAGUUGGAUCAGAGAGACCAGGAUUACCGUGCAGAGCUAGACCAUAAUCAGCGGCCCAGCAACAUCAUAAUGCUUCGUAUGUUGCCACCCAGUGCCACUGCCAAUGAGAUUCGUGCACAACUUCAAGAGCAGGGGAUCCAGCCGAGAGAGGUUCGUCUGAUGAGGAAUAAAUCUUCAGGUCAGAGCCGAGGAUUCGCCUUCGUCGAGUUUAAUCUCAUACAGGAGGCCACCCGCUGGAUGGAGACCAACCAGGGAGUGCUGUCGAUUCUAGGGCAGAGAGUGUCGAUGCACUACAGCGACCCCAAACCACGUGCCAAUGAGGACUGGCUCUGCAACAAGUGUGGUGUACAAAACUUCAAAAGGAGAGAAAAGUGCUUUAAAUGCAACGUUCCUAAAUCGGAGGCUGAGCUGAAGUUGCCCCAGGUACAGAAGGACUUGCCUAUUGGUCUUCAGAAGGAGGGAGCCCAAGGUUUGUUGCCCUUGCCAGCACCUUACCACUCUUCUGGUCCUCCUGUCACACCAGGCCAAGCUCCACAACAGGCAGAUGUUGCUAAUGACACUUUGAUACUAAGGAACCUUGGCCCACAUACAUCAGUAGAAGCCAUUUUGUCUGCUUUGGCUCCGUUUGCUACCCUCUCCCCUUCCAACGUUCGCCUAAUCAAGGACAAACACACACACCUCAACAGGGGCUUUGCCUUUCUACAACUAUCUACCAUAGUGGAGGCAUCUCAGUUGCUCCAGAUUUUGCAGGCUCUCCAGCCACCUCUAUCUAUUGAUGGGAAGGUCAUUGUAGUGGAAUUUGCCAAAGGCUCCAAACGGGAUGUAUUUGUAACGGAUGGUAGCAGAGUGAGUGCUGCUACAGUGGCCAGCACAGCUAUUGCUGCUGCACAGUGGGCUGUCACUCAGACCACUCAAAAUGGACCAGGUGGAGGCCAGAGUGUUGAUACAAGUGUGUAUCAGCAGGGGGCAGCAGUAACAUACAGUCAGGAAGGGCUUGAGUAUGCAGGGCAAGAUGGCACAACUUUCAAGCCCCAAGCAGAUAACAGGGUUGCUGCUUUGACAAGUGGAGUAGCUUCCCUGAAUGGAGCCUACGCAGGAGGAGCAGCCCCAGCUAUCAUUUCAUCUGAAACAGCCAAACCUGCAUCAGUGGUUGUGCAGCAGCCGCUCAUUCAUACACAGACUCCUCUAAUCACCACAGCUGCCACCACACCGGGGACACAGGUUGAAAUAGUGGGAAAACCACAACCAGCUGGACCCAGCCAGCCUGCAAUCCCAGGGACUGAACAUGAGCUCCAGCAGUAUCCUGUGCCAGAUGUCUCCACAUACCACUAUGACGAAAGCUCUGGCUACUAUUAUGACCCAUUCACAGGUCUCUACUAUGACCCAAAUUCACAGUACUACUACAACUCUCACACUCAGCAGUACAUGUACUGGGAUGGAGAGAAACAUACUUACAUUCCUGCUGCCAGUCAGUCAAACACAGAAGGUGCUCCUCCAAGUGAUGGUGCAGCUCCUACGGAAUCACCGUUUGCUACCUCUGGCAGCAAGGAGAAAAAAGACAAACCCAAGAAUAAAACAGCUCAACAGAUUGCCAAAGAUAUGGAGCGUUGGGCUAAAAGUCUCAAUAGACAAAAGGAGAACAUGCGUUCUGUCUCUUCAUCCCCUGCCACCGGCUCAACAGCACCUCCUGGUUAUACUCGGGCACCUGGACACAGUCGCCUAGAUGAUCAUAGAGAGUCUGCGAGUGCUGAUGCAGGCUAUGCUGUUCUAGAGAAAAAGGGGGCACUGUCUGAACGGCCUCAGAUUUUUCUGGAUCAGAUCCGCCAAAGUGCAGAGUCGCCUCCUCGGCAGCAGGGUCUGGUCCCAGCCUACAGUGGAGAAACUGACAGUGAAGAAGAAGGAGGCGAGAAGGAUGAAAAGGAUGGAAGAUUGACAGACUGGGUUAAACUGGCCUGUCUGCUGUGUAGGAGGCAGUUCCCAAGCAAGGAGGCCCUCAUCAGGCACCAGCAGCUUUCUGAGCUACAUAAGCAAAACCUGGAGCAGAGAAGAGCCCAGCAGGAAGCUGCAAGCAAAGAGAGACUCACAGGUGGACUUGACGGUCCUGAACUUAAGAAGAGGAAGUUUAACCCCAUGUAAGGAAGCAGCAGUGAUGCCACUAACUAGACGCUUGAUGGGAUCACAGACACUAGUCUCGGUGCAAGAAUGCUGCAGGGAGGUGUGAAAAGAGGACUUCUGUUGCGCAAUAUGCAAGUGGAGUGACCAUUAAUCUUCCUGACCCAGAAAGGACAAAGACAAAGCCCAGCACGCAACACUUCACCAUUAACAUCAUAUAGAUAAAUAUAUUUAAAAAAAAUUUAUUUUGAUUUGACAUUAGUUACCUCAACAAUGGCAGUGCUCAGUGGUAAUAAUCUUAUGAACUGAUCCUGUAGCAGUAGAUGUCAGGAUAUUGCACAGAUUGCACCUUUUUGCUUGCUUCCUGAAUGAUGCAGUUUUGAGUUCUCACUUGCUUCAGAGGCUGUGUGUGAUAAAGAAGUUUUGUGGACGGGAAAACAUUUGCUGUCUUUAUGUCAGCAAAUUGGGAUUUUUAAUAUUACUGUCUAUGCACCAUAGAUUUUUUUUUUUUAAUUAAUGCUAUAUGCCUUGUCAUUCAGUGAAUGACUAAUCUGGGCAUGAACUGUGUACAUUUUAAAAAGAGCAUUUUUAUACAACAGUGAAAGCUAACAGACUCUGGCCUCAUGAAGUGGACAGGAUCAUGCUAACACUAGUGUAUAGGGUUAAAGUGUCUCAGUUUAUCAUAUAGCAGGUAUAGAUUCACAUUGUAAAAGCUAACUUUUCAGAAAAGUAUUUUUUAUUUCUAUAUUUGUUCAGUAAUGUGACCGUGUUUCAUCAAGCUCAUGUAAAUGAAUUCAAAAUAAUACAUUUUCACCAA
Molecule: messenger RNA, 3767 nt
Organism: Oreochromis niloticus (Nile tilapia)
Lineage: Eukaryota; Metazoa; Chordata; Actinopteri; Cichliformes; Cichlidae
Gene: rbm10
Product: RNA binding motif protein 10
Exons: 23
Coding region: 224-2974 (916 amino acids)
Biological process (GO): mRNA splicing, via spliceosome
Cellular component (GO): nucleus
Molecular function (GO): RNA binding
Source: RefSeq, a predicted model, not a curated record